This is a messenger RNA of Cynoglossus semilaevis (tongue sole), 1769 nucleotides long. It is a transcript of the gene gabra6b, whose product is annotated as gamma-aminobutyric acid type A receptor subunit alpha6b. Gene Ontology annotation, molecular function: GABA-A receptor activity; extracellular ligand-gated monoatomic ion channel activity. The record is from RefSeq and is a predicted model, not a curated record. The coding region runs from base 163 to 1596 and encodes 477 amino acids. Lineage: Eukaryota; Metazoa; Chordata; Actinopteri; Pleuronectiformes; Cynoglossidae. Gene Ontology annotation, cellular component: membrane. Gene Ontology annotation, biological process: monoatomic ion transmembrane transport. The transcript is spliced from 10 exons.
AGGAUUUUUUUUUUCCUCCUGAGCGAAUCAGGUUGUGACGGGCGCAACCGCACUGGAGUGGAAGUCACGUCGUGCUGGACUGGCGCGAGAUCCUCGCACGGUUCACAACUCAAAGGAGAGCUGACUCUCGCCUUUUACAUCCCGCUCUUUACACGAUGGGAGAUGCUGAUCUUAAAAGUUGACGUGGGAUUUCUCAUUGUGGGCUGUUUGCGAGGCAUGGCUUUCGUUUUAACUUGCUUAUUUCUGUCAUGUUAUAGUGUCAGCACUGCUUGGGGAAAUCAACACGGUGAAACCAGUAUUUACUUGGAUAACAUUACGCGUAUAUUGGACAGAUUAUUGGAUGGCUAUGACAACAGACUGCGACCUGGAUUUGGAGGUCCAGUUACCGAGGUCAAGACCGACAUCUUUGUCACCAGUUUCGGACCAGUUUCAGAUGUGGAGAUGGAAUACACCAUGGACGUAUUCUUUCGUCAGACCUGGAUUGACGAACGCUUAAAAUUCGAAGGUCCCAUCGAGAUACUGCGGCUCAACAACCUGAUGGUCAGCAAGAUCUGGACGCCGGACACCUUUUUCCGAAACGGCAAGAGGUCCAUCUCUCACAACAUGACCACUCCCAACAAGCUGUUCCGCAUCAUGCAGAACGGAACAAUCCUCUACACCAUGAGAUUAACUAUAAAUGCUGAGUGCCCCAUGCGUCUGAUGAACUUCCCGAUGGACGGCCAUGCCUGCCCGCUCAAAUUUGGGAGUUAUGCGUACCCAAUGAGUGAGAUUGUGUACACAUGGAAGAAAGGUCCACUUUCUUCUGUGGAGGUUCCACAGGAAUCGUCCAGUUUGCUGCAGUACGACCUCAUUGGUCAAACAGUGUCCAGUGAGAGACUCAAGUCCAACACGGGUGAAUAUGUCAUCAUGACCGUCCAUUUCCACCUCCAAAGGAAAAUGGGUUUCUUCCUGAUCCAGACCUACAUUCCUUGCAUUAUGACUGUCAUCCUGGCUCAAGUCUCUUUCUGGAUCAAUAAGGAAUCUGUUCCGGCUCGAACUGUUUUUGGUAUAACCACCGUCUUGACGAUGACAACCCUGAGCAUCAGCGCUCGCCACUCCCUUCCUAAAGUUUCCUACGCCACAGCAAUGGAUUGGUUCAUCGCUGUUUGCUUCGCCUUCGUCUUCUCCGCCCUGAUCGAGUUUGCGGCCGUCAACUACUUCUCCACCCUCCAAGCCAACAAGGAGCUGCGAAAGGCAGCUGCCAUGAAGGCAGCAGCACAGGAGGCAGCAGCUGCAACUGCAGGUGCAACUCCAGCUGCGGCAGCAGGGAACGAUGGAGAGGUUUCCGGCGAUGCACCUAGUGUGCUGAAGAAGAGGAUGAACUCGGCACCACUCUUUGACCGGCCUGCCAAAACAUUUCCCAACCCACCUGUUAAUGCCCACGCCUUCUUACAGCAGGGUUCGGCCGUACCAGCCAACAACGUUCUGACCGGAACCAGUAUCAUCGACAAAUACUCCCGUAUCCUCUUUCCUCUGUCGUUUGGCGCCUUCAACCUGGUCUACUGGAUUGUCUAUCUGACCAAGGACACCAUGGAGAUGACCAGGGAAACCAUCUAAAGGAAGAGUCUAUUGUACUGAAGAAGAAUCCACUCAUUUACACACAGUAAAUUCAACAGAAACCUGAUGCUUGACAAGGACUGGUUCAUGACGUCUCAAUGCAUGUAUUACCUUUGAAAGUAAGUACAUUUUUCAGCCCAGUUCCUGUAGCUAACAUGAAGAGAAUUAGAUUU